Molecule: messenger RNA, 8328 nt
Organism: Cyprinus carpio (common carp)
Lineage: Eukaryota; Metazoa; Chordata; Actinopteri; Cypriniformes; Cyprinidae
Product: transcription factor HIVEP3-like
Exons: 10
Coding region: 721-6189 (1822 amino acids)
Biological process (GO): regulation of transcription by RNA polymerase II
Cellular component (GO): nucleus
Molecular function (GO): DNA-binding transcription factor activity, RNA polymerase II-specific; zinc ion binding; RNA polymerase II cis-regulatory region sequence-specific DNA binding
Source: RefSeq, a predicted model, not a curated record
UAGCGUGGCGCGCGGCGCUUGCGCUCAGCGAAGCAGCGUGUCCUGCGCGAGAUUGCAGCUCUGCCAGUGCCAUCCGCGGGACGAGAGGAGGGACAUGUCCCAGCAUCCGACAGACCUGCCUCUCCGGACCUAAAUGCUGCAAAGCAAUCGGGUUUCCGAGUCAUCGUGGACUAAUAGAUGGAGAAGAAACGGGCGCACUGUCAGGUGACAUUGAGCCCAGAGUUUUCUCCUUUGGCACAAAGAACAGAAUAUUCAGACUGACCCAGCUGGAGUACACGGUUUCACCUCUGGCAAAAGAACCAGCACCAUUUCAGUGAAAAAGUAUGACUCACACACUCUCAGCCUUCACUCAAAGCCUGACUGCUCUCACACAUUAGCAGGGCUGAAGAGGAGACCUGCAGCUACAGUACCAGAAUUCAAAUCUCUGAAGUGGAUCAUCACAAAGCAUCUGCAGAAUAAGGCAACUUGAGAGCAUUCAUGGAAAAACAUAAUUGCCAUGGAUUUCCAAGGACAAGAAAGAACAAGAAACAGGAGAGGCAGAAUUUCCCCUAACUGAAAAAAAAUGAAAAAAGAAAUUGUAUAAUUGUAAAAAUUGUAGCGUUUCAUAUUAUUCCUUUGAAGAAGCUCUUCUCACAUUAAGCAAUAAUGUUUACAGAAUGCUCCAAAACUGUACAAUCCAUGCAUAUGCUAUAUGGUACAAAAUAUUAUGCGAUGCUCUGAAUGGACAUAAGUGAACUGAUCGUUCAUACAGUCUGGAAUAAACAGUACCUCAAGCUUUCAUCUUAUUUUAUGGAGGCCUUGCAUAGCCCGUUGACCACAGGGGAGCAAUCUGGAGGUUUAGAAAAGCAGAAUGAGACUCCGGUGGACAGCCCCCAGCCACAUUUAGUCCCACAGUAUCAUGAACAGAACAAGGUUGUCACCGAGCAGCAGCAUGCACAACAGCAAAAACAACAGCAUCUUAAUAUUGAGAGAAAACGUCUCAGAUUGCAGAGGAAAACUGCUCAGGAGACAGAGACUGUUGAAGAUGGAACGUCACAGAGAAGAUCUGAAUGUCUUGACACUAACAUGAGGCAGCCUAGUGAAAUGCCAUCUGGAGCUGCAUCCUCAGCAGUAUCAGCUAUACCGUCCUGUUCCACGGAUGAGGCCCUGGAAGGUACACCUAGACAAAAACGUGAGCGUAAACCUCAAAAGCCCGGAAAGUAUGUGUGCUCAUACUGUGGUCGGGCUUGUGCUAAGCCCAGUGUGCUUCAGAAACAUAUUCGAUCCCACACUGGAGAGAGACCUUACCCCUGUGCACCAUGUGGGUUCUCGUUCAAGACUAAAAGUAACCUUUACAAACACAGAAAGUCCCACACUCAUAGGGUGAAAGCUGGUCUGACUGCAGAAACGGAGGGACCAGGUAUAAGUUUUUCAGAGGAGCCACUUACAGAAUCAGAUGAAGAAAGCCAACCAUCUUCCUUUUUAGAAAAGCAAAGAAUGUCCAUUGAAAAGUCAAAUGUCACAGACAAGGGCUCUGAGGGACAGUUACAAGGUAUAGAAGACUCCCAUGCAGUUAAAAAGAGACUUGCAAUGAGACUUAGCAGAGGAAGACGAACACCUAUAGGAUCAUCUGAUGAAGCGUCCUCAUCGUUUGGUCUAAGUAGCAAAGGUAGCACAGAGUCUGGCUAUUUCUCUCGAUCUGAGAGCACAGAAGUCUCUCAAGAUAGUCCACCAAACACAAGUGCCAAAAGCUAUGCAGAGGUCAUACUUGGAAAGUUUGGUCGCCUUGGUCAUUUACAAAGGAAUGCUCAUGAACAACAUGGCAAUCCUGCUGGGCAAGAAGGGAAAAGAAUUCCAUUCACUGUGCCUAAAAAGCAAGUUAUUGACCACAUAACUAAACUCAUUACCAUCAAUGAGGCUGUGGUAGACACCAGUAAGAUUGACAGUGUCAAACCCAGAAGGUUUUCACUCUCUAGGAGAAGCAGCACAGAAGUCAAGCCAACCUCUUCUAAAGAGUCCUUUCUUCAUAGUCCAAAAGAAAUAGAUCUGAGUGCAAAGAGCAGUGGUUCCAUUACUCUUGGUGUUCCUUGUGAGAAAUUUCAGCACCAUUCUCUUAGUAUCCAGCAAGCUGACCCGACCACCACUGCUCCUCUUCUAAGAAGUCACUCUAUGCCCUCAGAUGCAGGUGUUAGUGAUGUGUCUGAAACUUCUCGUAGCCUUCGCCUUAGCCAAUCCUUUGAUGACCAGCAGCCAGUUCAGAAUCGGCGUCACGGUAUGCUAAGACGGCAGCCUGCCAUUGAAUUGCCCAUAGGUGCUGAAAUGACCAUGGAGGAACAAUCCUAUUCCAGCUCACCAUUGCAUCCCUCAGUUUCUACAGUGCCUGAUCCCAGCCUAAAACAAGAGUCAUUUGAAUGUGAUGCAUGUAGUAUAGUUUUUACCGACUGGGAGAGAUAUCAAACACACAAACAGCACUGCUGCAUGGUUCAUAUUUCUCAACAAACUGAAAGUCAAGUCUAUCAAGUGGAAGAACCCACAAGAACACACACAACUCGUCCUGGUGCUUUUGCAUUUAGAAAAAGAAGGAAAGAAGAGAGUGUUGAACUUGAAGAUCCUUCUUUACCUUCUGUUUCUUAUAUACCACUGAAAGGUUAUAAACCAUCUUGUGAACAGCCUGUUAAAGGGACCACUCACGAACAUGGUACAGAAGGUGCUUUGAAAGGAAUAUCUGUCAUACAGCAUACUAGUUCAUUUGAAAAACAUGAUAGUACUUUAAAAACCCCUGGACCAGAUGAGGUCUCUCACUCUCAUGAUGUCUCUCACUGUUCUCCUUACUCACAAUCAAAGCAGCAGGCAAGUAAACCAUCCUUCCGUAAACUUGUACGUCAACACAAUGUCCAAGUGCCAGAAAUCCUGGUGACUGAAGAUUCAAACACCAACAUCAUGGCAGCAUCACCCCCUCCAACUGUCCCCAAAAUAAAGGACGUUGAAAAAGUCAGUGAGUUCCAAUGGCCCCAAAGAAGUACAACUUUGGCCCAACUUCCAAUUGAGAAGUUACCACCUAAAAAGAAACGUCUUCGUCUCGCAGAAGCUGCCCAGUCAUCAGGGGACUCAAGCUUUGAAUCAAUGUCCCUGCCUCAUAGUCCAAGUCAAGACAGUUGUGUGUCUCAUACGUCCAGUCGAUCAACUUCAUUUGAAGAGGCUUGCAAAGGUGAUGCAGACACGACACCAACUAGGAGAUCAAGAGCCACUCAUACUUUGACAAUUCCCACAAAUUCUCACCGGGAAAUGAGGCGCUCUGCAUCUGAGCAGGCGCCCCAUGUUCCUCAACAUGCUAACCUUAUUACGGAAACUCGCAGUAAGUCGUUUGACUACAGUAGUUUGUCUCCAGAUCGAACCCCUGCAGGAUGGAGAGAAAGGCGGAAAUGCCUUCUAAUGAGGCAUAGUGCAGUGAGGGAACCUGAGGAGGAAGACCAAUCUUCUAAAGCCAUCAACACCAGUUAUCCCACUCGAAGGACUAACACAUCACCUAGCUAUAGCCCAGGCACCUCCUACAGUCCAACCACCACCCAUCUUGUGACCUUAAGCAAUACUUUACAUUCAUUUGGUGAGAAGCAGGCCAUGCAAUCACAGUAUGUUUUAUCAGAGAAUACCCAGCAGAAUGCAUUGCAGUUGACCCCAAUGAUUCACACUGAUCAGCUUACAACAGUGGGAAGUCUUCUUUGUCCAUCAGGUGCUGCCAGAGCUCAUUAUUCUUCAAUGUCGACGGGACUAAAGCUUGAAAUUCCACUGGAGAAUGAACUGGUGAAUUCUGAUACAAGGGUCAACCAACCAUACCUCACUCAUUAUCACCAUCAGAAUCUUGAUUUUGAUGUUACUUCAAAUCCAGAACCACUGAGACCUUUACCAGCCCAGAGAAUUCCAGUCCGUCUCAAUUCACACCUUCCUCAUUAUGCAGGCUCAAUUUACACUACAGUUUCACAAACAUUUACCGCAAGGCCUCAGGAACCUUGCUGCUCUGGAGUCAGUUCAGUUGCAGUGGCGUCGAAGUUUGAAAUCAUGGACCAACAGCCAAUAUCUGAUGGAUCCAAAUCAGCAAGUGCUGGUGCAACCAAACGUGUGCUGUCCCCCACGAACAGUGAGGAGCUCAUCCCAGAAAGUGAGCAACAACAAAAACGAGUGAAAGAGGAGGAGGACAAUCAGGAAAAUGAAAGUAGAAAUGAUAAAGUUUUGAUCGAAUGCAAGAAGGAAGACAGACUUGGUGAGCAAAGUGUCAUCUUCCCUAUAGAACACAAAGAACCAUCAUUUCCGAAUCUUAACACUAACCUUAAUUUUAGCUGGUGCUAUCUAAACUACAUAAAGCCCAAUCCAUCCAUACAGAGUGAACAACAAAACUCAGUCUAUUCCUCAUGGUGUACAAGUACCCGCAACCCAUACCCUCCUGGCCUGACAAGCAAGGACAUGCUAUCCCUGUUGCACUGCAAGCAGAGACAUUCAGGACUCAUCUACACCACGGCGGACAUGUCACCCUCGCUGGACAGGAAACAAGAAACACCUGACUCCCAAAAGCCUAACGUGACUGAGGUACAUGCCACCCAGCCCACAGAACCGAAAGAAACCCAGCAAGCUGAGUUGACAGAGGCAGAAAAGAAAACAUCGGAGAAGAAGGAGGAUCAACUAUUUACCUCCAAAUACAGCUCACGGGUUCAGAUUUGUGAGGGAGGCUUCAGGUCGAGUGAGGAGUACGUGUAUGUCCGGGGCCGUGGGAGGGGCCGAUAUGUAUGUGAAGAGUGUGGAAUUCGCUGUAAGAAACCCAGCAUGCUGCGCAAACACAUACGACUGCACACGGACGCUCGGCCCUACGUCUGCCAGCACUGCAACAUCGCCUUCAAAACCAAAGGGAAUCUUACUAAACAUAUGAAGUCAAAGGCUCAUGGGAAGAGAUGUCCAGAGGGAACUGCUCCAGGACCGGUCCAGUGUGAGCUUGAGACAGAUGAGGGAGGUGACAGCGAUAAGCAUCUCCUCGAGACGGAGCUGGUGGAGGAGCAUCAGUUCUCAGAUGCAGAGGAGACAGAUGUGGAUGAGCCUGAAGAUAAUGAUGAAGGUGAUGAGCAAGUUUCGUGCUCGUCCUCGUCGUCGAAGACCCCGUCUCUGUCCAGAGACCCUCCUGGCUCCUGUGGCGUCUCAGGCCUGUCAAACCCAGGCUGGGAGCAGCAUCCCAAAGCACCUGUCAGCAUGAGCCCCCGCAAACCGAGCCACUACGGAGAAGCCUCCUCUCCUAAGACCACCAAGUCUGUCGUAACCCUUCCACUCCUCGAACCCGCAGCAGGGAAGUGCUCCUCCCCAGUCCGCAGCCUGUCUCCUGGCCUGCAAAUGUCCCCUGCUUUACCGCAGUCUCCUGGACGCUGUCCCUCGCCGAGACUCAGUCUCUCUCUGGCAUCCUGUCUAUCCUCUUUGUCUGCUUCAAACCACCCAGCCUCGUCUUUCCCAGAGAGACGUGUGUCCCCCAUUAGAGCCCUGUCCCCCAUACAACCUGUGUCUCCCAGUUGUCCCCUUGCACUGACCGUCGGGGCCAGUGUGACUAUUCAGUACCCUGCCGAUAAACCCAGAGAUUCAACAAAAGCCCCGUCCAGCAGACUACACCUCAAGACCAAACUGGAGAAGACACACAGUCCUCAGAGAAGGACCGGCAUGACACAGUCUUGGCCUCCGGCACAGGGGUGUCUCUCCAGGAACACGCAGCCCAGGGAAGGCCAGCGUGUGUUAAGUCACCUGCCCCUGCACUCGCAGCCCCAGGUGAUGAUUCCCAGCCUCAGCCUCACCAUUCCCAUCGGCGGCAUCCAGAUGGUGCAGCCACGCUCCAAUAUGCUGCUCCGAAGCGCAUCUCUGAACCACAGCGUGGCCCAGAUGACCGUCACCGUGCUGACGAAGGAGAAAGGGGCCGAUGGGAGUCCUGCAGGUGAAGUUCCUCAUCCCAGAAAUCAGCUGAUAGUGUUCACAGAGCCUGUGGUGGAGAUGAGCUCGAAGAGCGAUGCUUCCUCCGAUGAAGGAGUGGUUCAAGCAGAGCUCGUAUCAAAAAAGAGGGAGGUUCCCAGUGUUCCCAUGACCACCUGGAAGAGUAUCUCUCAAAGAAACAAUAGAAAGAAUUCUCGAAGUCCCAAGAAGGCUCAGCCAGUGGACGCUUCAAGAACAUCCAUGGAUGCUAAGUGUUGAAGGAAAAGUUCAGCCAAAAAUGAAUACGUUUUCAUGAUUUAUGCACACAUUUGUCUUUUCAAACUUGCGUGUUAGGCACAAUGAUCAGUUUUGCUCUUUCCACACAAUAGCUUUUGGUAUUGGCCAACAGGGUUGGAAAUUAACGGGAGCUUGGGGCAAAAUGCAACCAAAAGGAACAAAAAUGUCCCCAAAUUCAAAAUAAGGGUGCAAAAAUCGCCCCUGCACAAUUAAACUAGUGAAGUUAUUAACGUAAUUUCAGGAGGGGAACAUUAAUAUCUGAGUUUGAAUAGAGCCUCUUACCACUUCCGUGGUUAGUACUUUCGGCAUCCCUCCUCCUCCCCAUCUCCACCUUUUAUGCAUAUUUAUUUAUUUAUCUUUCUGUCUAUAUGGGGGCUAUCGGACCUUGAGUAGAAUAGUCUCUCUGAGCCCUCUAUUGCAGACAUCAAGUCAAAUCUGUUUACCACUAAUGCUAAGUUUAUAUGGGCACAAGAACUUGUGAAACUAUAUUAUUUCUGUAAUGUGAAAAUGAAUGAAAAGUGAUGAUUUUGGCAUCACGUUUAGAUCUGCUCAUAUUGCAUCAGAUUGCUUCUCAUCAGAUCUCAUCAGUGUUUUUUUUUUUUUUUUUUUUUUGCAGAAUUGAGCAUCAUAACCAAUCACACGUUUUUUGUUGAGCUCAUGAAUGCUAUGACCAGUCAGAGGCAUUUAGAUUGGUCACUGCUGAAAACACCAGUUUUGUUCAGCGUUCACCUUCUCUGACUGAAUUGUGCUCUCUUGUCAAAUACUCGGAUCAUAAACAACAAUGUGCAGAUGCAGUACAAAGAGUCUUGAUUUUCUAAAGUGUAAACAGCAAUAAACUAAUUCAUAAAUGGUUCUUAAGCUUGUUUUGUCUGUGUAGCCAGAUUAUUAUGUGCGGUUUUCCCAAACAUUUAAAGUGCCCCUAUUAUAGAUUUUUGAAAAUUACCUUUCAUGCAGUGUGUAACGCAGAUCGAAGUAAAUGAAAACAUCCUGCAAAGUUUUAAAUCUGAAAGUGCACCGUGUAUAAAGUUAUUGUCUCUUAAACAAAAGAGUCGACUCUGAAUCAUUGAAAUGAGUCAUUUUUAAAACGAAUCCCAGCCAUUUCAUGUUGACGUCAACAUGAAAUAUAAGCAUAUUGCCCGCCCACUUGUUGGUAUUUUCGCAUUAUUCUGGAUGAAACUGCAUAUUCAUUAUUUGCCACUAGGUGCCGCUUUUGAAACGUAAAAAUAGCAGUUUCCCCGGAAACGCUGUACACAAAGCAGCACUGUGCUCACAAACGCAGCUUUAUCAGGCGUUACAGGUAUGAUGAAAUCGGACCAAUCACCGCAGAAAAUUUAAGAAAAUUAAUCAUUGAGUAAAUCGUUUGGGAGUUGUUGAGCAAGUAAGGUAAAAAUAAAUGCAUAUUAUAAGACAAUGAAAGUGUUUUUUGACCUUGCAUGCAUGUCAACCUUUUGUUGGGGACUCCCAAAACCAAAAUAUGACCUUUCAUAACCCAUAAUAGGGGCACUUUAAGACAAUACAGAUAUGUUUAAUAAGUUUUUUUCUUUUUCUUUUCUUUUUUUUUUUUUAAUACCCUAAAUAUCCACAAAUGCAAAUAUUGCCCCUUAGUGGAAAAGUUAAUUUCUGACCAUGUUGUCCAACAUGUAAGAUAUUUCAUCAUGCGCUACUUUUAAAGAUACUUGAAUCGGAAGGGAAGAUUGUCACUGAAUAACAACUUAUAUGGGUCUUGAAUUAAACUAUGAUUUUAUGGAAUCUUGUUAGUCCAAAACAGCUUUUAUUGAAACUAAGCUGCCAGAAGAACUACCUCUGGGUUUUUAUGACAUAAUAGACAUGAAAACAUCAGCAGAUUUCAAUUCUACAUCUUUGAUUUUUUUGGCCCGCCCACAUGCAGGAGAAAUAAUAAAACAGGAUCAUAGUUUUUGCAGGCUUUGCAAACAGACAUUUACAGAAAGAUUAUGGACCCACCAAAUGUAAGCGUGUUAAUGGUAAUAUAAGGACUCAUUUACAGUCAGAUGUUCUUUUGUUAACUGUUGUUUUUGUGGUAGUGAAUCAAGCCUAUUUUCCAGAAUUGCCCCGCAUGAGAUUUCUUAAUUUUCUUAAGAUAUCUGGGUUUUUGCUCUCUAC